This is a messenger RNA of Perca fluviatilis (European perch), 802 nucleotides long. It is a transcript of the gene igf3, whose product is annotated as insulin-like growth factor 3. The record is from RefSeq and is a predicted model, not a curated record. Gene Ontology annotation, cellular component: extracellular region. The transcript is spliced from 4 exons. Gene Ontology annotation, molecular function: hormone activity. Lineage: Eukaryota; Metazoa; Chordata; Actinopteri; Perciformes; Percidae. Bases 138 to 749 code for a protein of 203 amino acids.
CCAGAUGAGAUUGGAGUGUGAAACAAUGUGCGGAGGAGCAGUGCGGGGAGGAAACCUCAGCGCUGUGGUCCUGCCCUCCUGCUGCCAGACUAUAAAACUCAAGUUCUCCUGGAGUCGGUCCACUCCACACAGACAAGAUGCACUCCUCUUGCUGCCCUUCUGCCACGCCACACACACUGAAGGUGUUGUGUGUUCGGAUGUGUAUGUUCUACUCCACCAUGUGUCUGGCAGGCUGGCCGCUGUCCUCAGAGGCAGCCAGACUCCGCUGUGGGACUGAUCUCCUCAGUGAUCUCAUAUUUGUGUGUGGGGAUCGUGGAAUCUAUUUAGGUAAAGGUUCGUGGUCUGGUUACGGUUCUCGGCCCAGAGGGAAAGGGAUAGUGGACCAGUGCUGUCGGCCGUCUGGUUGUGAACUUCAGCAUCUGGAGAUGUACUGUGCCAAACCAAAGAGCCAGCAGCAAACCACAGCUUACCCAACAACAACAACCACCCCCACCACAGCACCUCAGACCACAGCACAGCUAGACACGGCUCAGCAGUUCCAAGCACUGUUUCAGAAAAGACUUUCUGAGCACAUGGGGGCCCCCGACAGUCCAAAGAGGGACGCUUACAGAAAGAAGACUGAGCCUUCCCUCCGACAGCAAAGCAAAGUUUCACCGUCACGCAAGAGGAUUAAAUCACGGAACCCAACCAACAUGCCACCGUUAACCUCCGGGAGUUCCCUUCAAACAAUGAUGACACAUGAAUCAUGACCUUUGACCUCAUUAAAAAAAAACAAAAAAAAAAAACCUGAGACUGAUGCAGA